UAGUGCUCCUACUUGUCUAGUAGCAACUAGCAGUAGGCACUAGGCAGUAGACUUUAGCUCUGAUGAUGAAUGGAGGGGUAAAAAAACGCGAGGCAGGCAGGCCAUCGUGUUGCUAGAUCUCAGCUGUACCAGUGCCUCUUCCUGCUAUCUGGUCACUGGUAUUUUGACCACUGGUGCCCACUGCCCAGACCCGGUGCUCGCCUUCUCCCCUCCCCUCAAUCUCCAGCCUCUCUUUCUCGCUCGCUGGCCACCCGCCGCACCCUCCCCAUCAGGCCAGCAGCGAGGAAGAAUGGAGUACGAGAGGAUUCAUCAGAAAGCCCAGCCUGGUGCUCUUUCUCCAACAAAGCUGAGGAUGAAGAUCCUGGGAGCCCACAAUCGAGUUAGAGUCAUCACCAGCAACUCGUCAUCGCGGACGUCGCCUGCGAAAACCAUCGAGGCUUCACAGGCGCAGAACAGGCUACUAGUUUGUGAUGUUCUUGAAGAAGACAGCGCAGAUAGCACAAAACACCCGUCGGCAACUAACAAAACCGAAGCCGUAGAAAAGGUUCAAAAGGAUCCAGCAGUGGACAUCAGUCAAGUGCAGAACGCUUCCACCAGUUCGGCUGCUAAGCCAGCGACAGGCAGCUCGAGUAUGAUACAGAUACACCCACUGAGACCCGCGGAAGAAGACAGCACUACCGAAUGCGACAGUGGUCUCGACAACGCCAGCACUAGCAGCUUCGAGUUCCACGGAGUGGAGAAGGCGGCGGCGACGCAGAAUCCAGCAGCCGGGUACUUGUCCAGGCAGACUUCCAUUUCCUCCAAGUGGAAUGACGCAGAGAAAUGGAUCGUGAGCCGCCAGAAUGUCAGUCAGAAGAACAACGUCGCCAAGGGCGCGUUGCAGAACCAGACAGUAAACCAGAUGAGCUCCGCCGCAGCCAGGGGCGCCGUUGUGCCCAAAAUCUCUGCUCGUCCCGUGCAGAAAAUGAAGAGAGUGAAUCCAGCUUUGUCUGCUCCGCGCAGCAUACUGGAGAGGUUGUCCUUCGCUUCGUAUCAGCCUAAGUUGGUUAGGCAUGCAGAUGUCUGUCCAGUUAGUAACGCUGGUGCUAACUCAGAGCAUCACAAGGCAACUGAUACUGGUUCAUCGAUUGAAGUGAAGCCCUGCAACGAUACGAAUGAUAUUCCAACAGUCCAGUCGUCGGUGUCCGUGAGAGAUGUGGGCACAGAGAUGACUCCAAUACCUAGCCAGGAACCUUCAAGAACUGGAACUCCACUAGGGUCAAGGACACCAACUCGAAGCCCUAACUGUUCAGUACCGUCAACACCUGUAGGGGGGAGGUCAAUAGCAUCUCCUCCUGGAGAAGACUGCACAGACGAUGGCCCAUUUUUCCACAGGAAAUGCGGCGUACAUGCAAAUGAAUUGUCAGAUACUGAGACGAGGCUUAAAACAAGGCAAGAAAUCGCUGCGCUUGGCAUACAGCUAGGAAAGAUGAACAUUGCUACGUGGGCCAGCAAAGAGGAGCUAGAGCUAGUCUCUGCGGCACCGAGCAUCGCUGAUUUGGAGCGCAUCAGGAAGGAAUAUGCUGCUCGUGCUGCAUCGUAUGAGGAGGCAGAAAAUACUAAACAUACAGCAAGAUUCAAAAAAGAAGAGGUGAAGAUUGAAGCUUGGGAGGGUCGUCAAAGAGCAAAAAUUGAAUAUGAAAUGAGAAGAAUAGAGUAAUGUCGAAAAACACUUUGUGGCAGGAAUUUGCUGAGAGAAUGAGAAGUGAGGCCAUGGAAAAGAUGGCCGAAAAGCUAGAGAUGACGCGCCGCAUAGCCGAAGAGAAACGAGCUUCGGCCAACGCCAAAAUGAACCAGCAAGCAGCUAUAGCGGUUCAGAAGGCCGAGAAGAUUCGCCAAACGGGACGAGUCCCAGGAUCGAGUAUCCUACGCUGCGGUGGCUGCUUCUGUGGACCGUAGUAGAUCAUACAUAGGAUUCGACAGCUAGUAUGUUGGUCUGGGAUAUAUAGUGGUGGGAAACCUGAACUCCACCCUCUACAAGUCAGCAUUCCUUGAUUUUAGCAUGAAAAAAGGAAUGUCUCUAAGGUAUUCAGAUGCAAACGUGUUCUUGUUUGUCAUGUAUGUAAAUUAUUCCAAUGAUUUUAACUUGGGUCGGUGUACAAGGUAACCAGCUGUUCGUUGGUUAACGAAGAAGUCACGAAUCGUUCAAACAUUAUGUUUAUUAUUA
This is a messenger RNA of Zea mays, 2206 nucleotides long. RefSeq lists its product as uncharacterized. Bases 290 to 1699 code for a protein of 469 amino acids. The record is from RefSeq and is a predicted model, not a curated record. The transcript is spliced from 6 exons. NCBI's taxonomy places the organism in Eukaryota, Viridiplantae, Streptophyta, Magnoliopsida, Poales, Poaceae.